Messenger RNA from Xenia sp. Carnegie-2017, 378 nucleotides. RefSeq lists its product as uncharacterized. The record is from RefSeq and is a predicted model, not a curated record. The transcript has a single exon. Lineage: Eukaryota; Metazoa; Cnidaria; Anthozoa; Malacalcyonacea; Xeniidae. The coding region runs from base 1 to 378 and encodes 125 amino acids.
AUGAACAUUCCAGUGGUUGGAAAAUGCACGCUGGACAUUCAACAUAACAAUCAAACUCAUGCAAUACCGUUUGUUGUUGCAAACACUACUUCACCGCCACUAAUUGGGUUACAAACCAGCAUCGACCUCAAUCUUAUAAAGCGAGUUUGGACAGUAAUUGCUAAAACACCAAACUUCAUACAAGAGUACAAAGAUGUUUUUGGAGAACUUGGAUGCCUAAAGGGUGAACAUCACAUUAGCAUUGACCCCAAUGUAACGCCAGUAGUUCAUCCGCCUCGAAAGAUUCCAAUAUCACUUAUGGAACGUCUCAAAGCUGAGUUAAACGACUUGAAAAAGACGUCGUCUGGCAUUUCGAAACGAAACACCGUCAAGCCAUAG